This is a messenger RNA of Ramularia collo-cygni, 1041 nucleotides long. RefSeq lists its product as uncharacterized. NCBI's taxonomy places the organism in Eukaryota, Fungi, Ascomycota, Dothideomycetes, Mycosphaerellales, Mycosphaerellaceae. Bases 1 to 1041 code for a protein of 346 amino acids. The record is from RefSeq and is a predicted model, not a curated record. The transcript has a single exon.
AUGGUGUUCCACGUCUCCGAGGAGGAACGUCGCAAGGAGGAGAUCCCCCUCGAUCCCAGCAUCCCACUCCACUCCGUCGCCAAGCUGCUCGAAGGUCCAGAUUUCUGCAGCAAACGCCAUGCGCGCCGCAGCUGCGAUGAGCCCAUUCCGACUCCGUCCGAUCUCAGGAUCCAGAGCAGAGAGCUCAAGAAGUUGCGUGUGUCGUUCCACAAGUCCGGCGACCGCGACGAACAGGUCGAUCAAAUGGCCUUUUGGUUUCCAGACAUUCGAUCUGCCGCGGAUUCAGCCAACAAGAAACCCAAACUUCAGCCCGCAGCCUUUCGUUUGAAGGCCAAGCUGAAGAAGGCGUCCCUGAUAUCUUCCUAUCAGACCACCCCAUGCCCAGCCUCAGACAUCGGUACGCUCAUCAAGCUGCCCGGUGAAAUACGCAACCAAAUCUAUCAGCUUGCGACCCUCGGCAUGGAUCCGAUCCUCGUCACCAUGCCCUUCCGUACCUGUGGUAUUGGACGCUGUCUGCACACAUCAGUCGGCUACAACGUACCCGGCAUUACACAAACCUGCAAACAGCUCCGCUGGGAAGCCCUGCCAAUCUAUCUCGCUGAGAACCCCGCCGUUCACUUCGACGCUGGCGCCACAUUGGAUGGCUGCACACUGCGUUACCUGGAGAGUCUAGGCAGCUACGCAGACCUCAUUCCCAAGUACAUUCUCACUCUGCAGCGCCCAAUCUGGACACUGGACAAGUUUGAGGAGUACGCAUUAUACCGCUUCUCCAUCACGACGCCAAAGCGGGAUGGAAGUGGAGAUUACACGCUGGAGCAGUCGGAGAGCUCUGGGAGGAAGAUUUGUCAGUGCAAGUUGGAUAAGCUCGUGGUGGGAUUGAAUGAAAAGAAGAAGGAGGGCAAGCCGGCGGGCAAAGCCAUGUAUGAGUUUUUGGACCACGAUGAAUUCACUGAUUUUGUUUGGAGGGUCAAGAAGACGAAGCAGUGGCCGCAGCACUUGGCCAAGUGCCCCAACUGCAAGGAGGUCAUCUUUAACAACUGA